AUGGUGUCUCCUUUUCUCACGCCCGGGCCGACUGCUGAGGCUGACUCCCUCGCGGUGCUGCAUCUCCGCCGCGACCAUGCGAUUGCUACAGUACUGAAGACACACGACGACGAGGACCUGGGCUACGACGAAGGCAAGGUCACGACGACGAGGUUCGGCUCAUUUCCCCAUAGCACGCUCAUCGGCAGUCCCUGGGGGUCCCAGAUCAUUGCUUCGAAGGUCGACACCGGCUCUCGAGGACGCCGACCAAAGACGGGCAAAGGAUCGAACCCGUUGAAGCGCAAGGCAGAGGACGCCGAUAUAUCAGAGGAUAAGUCUACGAACAAGGCGGCAGUCACUGCAUCAAGCGGCUUUAUACACCUUCUGCGGCCUACACCAGAGUCGUGGACCAGCUCGCUGCCCCAUCGGACGCAGGUGGUAUACAUUCCAGAUAGCAGCUACAUUUUACACCGGCUGCGCGUUCGUCCCGGAAGCACAAUUAUAGAGGCCGGUGCUGGUAGUGGCUCAUUUACUCACGCGGCUGCGAGGGCAGUGUUCAAUGGUUAUCCCAAUGGCACAAAUGAUAGCCAGCGAGGUAAGGUGUGCAGCUUCGAAUUUCACUCGCAGCGUGCGGAAACCAUCAAGAGGGAAUUAGGAGAACACGGCUUGGAUGGGAUUGUGAGACUGAACCACCGUGAUGUUUGUGCCGAUGGGUUUCUGCUAGCAGACGGGCCGGUCAGUAACGAGUCGCCACGGGCUAAUGCUGUUUUUCUGGAUCUCCCUGCUCCCUGGCAAGCACUCAAGCACCUAGUCAGGGAGCCUACUGACGGAAAGGAGUCACCACUGGAUCCCACUUCACCGGUACAUAUAUGUACCUUUUCACCUUGUCUAGAACAGGCACAACAGACUAUCGGCACUCUUCGACAGUAUUCGUGGCUGGCAAUAUCCAUGGUUGAAGUUGUGCAUAGGCAGAUAGAAGUUCGAAGAGAACGAUAUGGGGUAGAAUCAUACCACAAGAAUGCCUCAGCACCGGAUCCCAAAACUGUAGAACAGGCAAUUGACCGGCUGAGGACUCACGAGGAGCGCGCAAAGGCGUUCCGUGAGAAGCAGAUCAGAAACGCUGCAGAGUUCGCCAGCAAGAAGGCUGCUGAAGGCAAUGAGGAAGAGGCGAAUGGUGCCAAAUCAGAGAACAUGGAAACCAUAUCAGAAUCGAUCAAAGAUGAUAGCCCUGCUGAGCCAAUACCUGCAAGGACUGAAAGGACGUGGCAACCGAAGCCCUCGGUUCCGCAGUACAAGCAGGGAACGCUUAUUCACCGUUCCGAGCCUGAGCUUAAGACACAUACAUCAUACCUAGUAUUUGCGAUUCUUCCCUGUGCCUGGUCAGAAGAAGAUGAGAAACGCUGCAGAGAGAAAUGGCCGUCAAAAAUCACUCCGACAGAGAGCAAUGGCAAUGGCCCUACAAAGAGCAAAAGACAGCUCAAGCGGGAGGCCAUAGAGCAAUUCAAAGCCCAGGCUGCCGACGCUUUGUAG
Molecule: messenger RNA, 1509 nt
Organism: Trichophyton rubrum CBS 118892
Lineage: Eukaryota; Fungi; Ascomycota; Eurotiomycetes; Onygenales; Arthrodermataceae
Exons: 1
Coding region: 1-1509 (502 amino acids)
Biological process (GO): tRNA methylation
Cellular component (GO): nucleus; tRNA (m1A) methyltransferase complex
Source: RefSeq, a predicted model, not a curated record